GACAUCUUCAUGCAAUAAGRAGAACAUGGCGCCGUACAAACAAACACGUAAAGAAAUUACACGCGGCACUCAGUGCUUUGCUAUAAACUGCAAAAACUAUGACAAUAAGGUCACAAGAGCAAUGGGGAUUACUUUUCACAGAUUUCCAGACAAAAAGAAGAAAGAGAAACUGUACCGACUGUGGGCAACUGCUUGUCGGCGAGAGUCCGAGCCUUCAUCAACUACCAGAAUAUGCAGCAUUCAUUUUGCACCAGAAGAAAUCGUCCAUAAAGAGAAAAGGGUUCGCCUUAAUGAGGAUGCAGUGCCUAAAUACUUUGACUUGUCUGAAAAUCUGCAGAAGAAUUUGACUUUGUGUGUUACCAGCAAUGACUGCCAUGAUGCAGAUCAACAGGUCYCAGAAAUACAAGACAAGGAGCAUCCUCGUGUACUCAUUCCUGAGUUAUGUCGGCUCUUCUACCAGCUGGGAUGGGUGACAGGGACAGGCGGUGGGAUCAGCCUUAAACAGGGGAACCAGAUUUACAUAGCACCAUCAGGUGUCCAAAAGGAAAGAAUACAGCCAGAGGAUAUGUUUGUGUGUGACGUGGAGGAGAGGGAUAUCAGUUCUCCACCCGCCUGGAAAAAGUUGAAAAAAAGCCAGUGUACACCGCUUUUUAUGAACGCCUACACCAUGAGAGGGGCACAGGCAGUUAUACACACCCACUCCAAGGCUGCUGUCAUGGCAACUCUGCUGUACCCUGGCAAAGAGUUCAGGAUAACACACCAGGAGAUGAUAAAAGGGAUCCGUAAGGGCACCUCAGGCACAAACUAUCGGUAUGACGACAUGUUGCUGGUGCCUAUUAUUGAAAACACCCCGGAGGAAAAGGACUUGAAAGACAGGAUGGCUCGAGCAAUGGAAGAAUACCCAGAUUCAUGUGCAGUUCUUGUUCGCAGACACGGCGUUUACGUUUGGGGCAUUUAAAAUGACUAGAAACUCCAAUUUACAAUUAAUUCAAUAUAAAGUCCUUUAUAGACAGAGUUGCACAUAAGUGGUGCGCAGGUGCACAUGCGCGAUCAAAAAAAAAAAGUGCGUCAGAUGGAAUGCCAUAAAGCUCUCUUGCAUAACUAAGACUGUACCUGAAAUUGUGAAAACAACAGCUAGCAGGGUCGCAAAUGUGACCUGAUUUCUUAAAAACAAACAAAACAAAACAAAUCCAGCCUCACUGGUAUGACUGGAUCGUCGUUCUGUCAGAGUAGGGCAGCAGGACCCUGAUGUAUGAGGAUUAAAUGGACACUGCUUUCAACGAAUCAGACGAACUCCAGAGCCGUUUUAUCCAAUCAGAGCAGAGCAGGGCCGGACUUUCAGUGAGAGCUGUUUUCAGUAGAGACAGCGGCUCGAGCAGCAGCUGCAGCGGUCAGUCCUGACAUSUCCUCCUGCACUUUGCUCCUGAACUACCAGAGGUUUGGGUCUCUAAAACUUAACUUUAUAUUAAAUAUAUGUUCAGAGCGUUGUUAUCGAAC
Austrofundulus limnaeus is the source of this 1497-nucleotide messenger RNA. It is a transcript of the gene apip, whose product is annotated as APAF1 interacting protein. The coding region runs from base 26 to 958 and encodes 310 amino acids. The record is from RefSeq and is a predicted model, not a curated record. The transcript has 8 exons. Gene Ontology annotation, molecular function: methylthioribulose 1-phosphate dehydratase activity; metal ion binding. Lineage: Eukaryota; Metazoa; Chordata; Actinopteri; Cyprinodontiformes; Rivulidae. Gene Ontology annotation, cellular component: cytoplasm.